AAGAAAUAAGAAAUGAGAUCAUUCUUGAACAAUAUAAAUUCUACUACCUUCUCAGCUUUAUUGGCAUUGACAGAGAAGAGUGGCCACUCUUGCUCAUCAUACAUUCCAUAGAGAGAGAGAGAUUAUUCUUGACUCGCGAACACUGUAAAAUCUGUUACUCUCUUGACAUUGGAAGAGAGAAAAUGAGGGAUUUCGUUCAUGCCGACCUCAAUUUUAUGUACUCCAAGAUGUCUCUCUUUGACAAGUUUCUAUUCACUAUUAUACACGUGGUGGAUAGGUUAGGAGCAUGGCACAGAUUGCCAGUCUUACUAGGGCUGGCGUAUCUCGGAAUCCGGCGGCAUUUGCACGAGAGAUACAACCAGUUGCACGUCUGUGGGUCAGAUUCCGGCGCAGAGGCGUAUGAGUCAGACGAGUAUUGGUAUCGCACAGCCGACGGAAAAUAUAACGAUCCGGCGGACGGCAUAACUGGGAGCCAAGGGACGUUUUUCGGUCGGAAUAUGCCGCCAUCUCCGUCCACUGACAAGUUGUUGGAUCCUCAUCCAACUAUCGUCGCCGCGAAGCUGUUGGCUAGGACAAAGUUCGUAGAUAAUGGAAAACAAUUUAACAUGAUCGCAGGUUCGUGGAUUCAGUUCAUGAUACAUGACUGGAUUGAUCACUUGGAGGACACUGAACAGGUGGAGAUGAGAGCUGAUGAGAGUGUUGCACAUGAGUGCCCUCUCAAAUUAUUCAAGUUCUUCAAAACCAAAGAAGUAGCAACGGGUUUGUCCCAUGCCAAGACUGGUCACUUGAAUUCCAGAACUCCUUGGUGGGACGGAAGUGCCAUUUACGGAAACGAUGACAAGGGGUCGAGAAAAGUGAGAAGCUUCAAAGAAGGAAAACUGAAAAUCUCAUCAGAAGAUGGGUUACUGAUGCAUGAUGAGGAUGGAAUUCCAAUCUCAGGAGACGUGAGGAAUUGUUGGGCAGGCUUCUCUCUCUUGCAAGCCCUCUUUGUCAAAGAACACAAUGCAGUUUGUAACAUGCUCAAAGAGCAUUAUCCGGAUUUAGAUGACGAGAAACUUUACCGGCACGCAAGAUUAGUGACUUCUGCAGUCAUAGCAAAACUCCACACCAUCGACUGGACUGUGGAGCUCCUCAAAACUCAUACCUUGAUGGCUGGAAUGAGGAUAAACUGGUAUGGAUUUUUGGGGAAGAAGUUGAAGGAUACCAUUGGGCACCUGGGUGGACCACUAGGCCCAAUACUAAGUGGUUUGGUAGGAAUGAAGAGGCCACAAAACCAUGGUGUCCCAUACUCCUUGACUGAAGAAUUUGUGAGUGUCUACAGAAUGCAUGCACUUCUUCCUGAUAAACUCAUCCUUAGAGACAUAUACUCACCUCCUGCCCCAUCACUGCCUAAGUGCCCUCAACCUCUUGAAGAGGUCGAUAUGAGGUUAAUGAUAGGAAUAGGAGGAGAGAAGAAGCUGUCAAGCAUUGGAUUCGAGACAAUGAUGGUUUCUAUGGGGCAUCAAGCAUGUGGUGCGUUGUGCCUAUGGAACUACCCUUCUUGGAUGAGAGACCUCGUCGUCCACGAUCCGCAUGGGCGAGAGAGACCACAUCCUGUGGACAUGGCAGCUCUUGAGAUCUACCGUGACAGAGAGAGGAAGGUGGCCCGGUACAACGAGUUCAGAAGGAAUCUCAUGAUGCUUCCCAUCACCAAGUGGGAGGAUCUCACUGAUGACCAAGAUGCCAUUUCAGCACUGCGAGAUGUUUAUAGAGAUGAUGUGGAGGCGCUGGAUCUUCAAGUGGGACUACUUGCUGAGAAGAAGAUCAAGGGCUUUGCCAUCAGUGAGACAGCUUUCUUCAUCUUUCUCCUCAUUGCCUCCAGGAGACUAGAGGCUGACCGCUUUUUCACAACCAACUUCAACAAAGAAAGCUACACAGAGAAGGGGUUCGAAUGGGUUAACAAGACCGAGAGCCUCAAAGAUGUGAUUUAUCGCCAUUAUCCCGACAUGAUAGAUAAAUGGAUGAGGAGCUCAAGUGCUUUUGCAGUUUGGCACUCCAACCCCGAUCCUCCUACUUAUGUCCCUAUGUACCUUCGCAUGCCUUCAUGAAAGUAUAUACCAAAAUUAGGCUCGGGCUUUAAUUUGUUACGGUUCAUGAUAGCAACACUAUGUCCCAAGUUCAAUUCGUAUUGUUGCACUACCCAAAGAAGAAAUAUAUACAUAUAUAUAACCCGAAAUGGCAUCAAACCUACAAGAUUGUAUUUCAAUAGGAUAUAAUGCGGCGACCUAGAUCCUAUCGCUUGUUUUGUAAUAUUAUUUUGUAAUAUAUAAAGUUUUAGUAAUUAGUGUUUA
This is a messenger RNA of Amborella trichopoda, 2330 nucleotides long. Its product is annotated as alpha dioxygenase. Lineage: Eukaryota; Viridiplantae; Streptophyta; Magnoliopsida; Amborellales; Amborellaceae. Gene Ontology annotation, biological process: response to oxidative stress. The record is from RefSeq and is a predicted model, not a curated record. Gene Ontology annotation, molecular function: peroxidase activity; oxidoreductase activity, acting on single donors with incorporation of molecular oxygen, incorporation of two atoms of oxygen; heme binding.